AUGUCUGACACCGGCCGCAAGCCCUUGACUGACCAGGCUCAAGAGAAGAUCACCCCCGACUCUCAGAAGUCCACCUUCGACCAGGCCAAAGAGUCUGCCACCGGCACCGCCGACGACAUUGCAGGAAUGGUCCAGCCAGGAGACAGCAAGUCCACCACCCAGAAGCUCUCCGAUGAGACCUCGGCCAAGUCCAGCUCUGCUCAAGACACUCUGUCCGGGGUUACAAAGAACGUUCAAGACACUGCCUCCUCUUUGGGCCAGCAGGCUAGCUCCACUGCGUCUGAUUUGAGCCAAAAGGCUAGCUCCAAUGCCGGCGCUGCACAGGAGUCAAGCAAGAGUUACUUGGAACAAGCUCAGGAGAUGACCGCCAGUGUUCUGAACAGUGCUAGCAAAGCUGCAUCAGAUCUUGCUAGCAGCAUUUCCGGCGAGAAGAAAUAG
Fonsecaea multimorphosa CBS 102226 is the source of this 438-nucleotide messenger RNA. RefSeq lists its product as uncharacterized. The record is from RefSeq and is a predicted model, not a curated record. The coding region runs from base 1 to 438 and encodes 145 amino acids. Lineage: Eukaryota; Fungi; Ascomycota; Eurotiomycetes; Chaetothyriales; Herpotrichiellaceae. The transcript is spliced from 4 exons.